AUGCCCUUCUGAUCAAACAUUGACUGCUGCUUAAGCCCACACCAAAGUCAAGAAGAUCAAUCCGCAUCUCUCUCCCAAACACAGAGCCCUCGUCAGUCUUUCACAAACCUUGAGAGAAAUCUCGCAAAAUCAAUGGCUUCAUCACCUCCAAACCCUAACCCUAACCCCAUUGACUCCAGAGUCGCCAAAACAUCCCCAAUUUUCAUCAAUUCCGACACUUUUCCCUUGAUUCUCACACACGAGUCCUUGAUCCGACACUUCCAGACCAAUCUCCCGACACUGUCCUCCACAAUCACCACUCCUGUCCGCCAAAAUUACACCGUUUCACCACCUUCCUCACUUCUCCUCAUGCCCUCAUGGUCAUCUUCCUCUUCCCUCCCUUACAUGGGCGUCAAGCUCGUGACCCACUUCCCUCAAAACUCCUCCAUGAACUUACCAGGAAUCCACGCUUCUUACACCCUCUUCAGCUCCAUCACAGGCCAAACCUUGGCAUCGAUGGACGGUACCGUGCUGACCCUUUAUCGUACUUCAUCUAUAUCAGGCUUAGCUUCCAAGAUCUUGGCCAGGGAUGAUAGCCAGGUCCUGAUCAUGAUCGGCGCUGGUGCUUUGGCACCACACUUGAUCAAAUCACACUUAGCCGCUAAACCGGGCUUGAAAAGAGUGAUCAUAUGGAACAGAACUCCGCAAAAGGCGCGGGAUUUGGCUGAAACACUCAGUGGCGAUGAUCAACACAAGGAGAUAACAUUCGAGAGCAGCGAUUCAUUGGACGAGAUCAUUCCAAUUGGCGACAUCAUAAGCUGUGCGACAAACUCCACUGUUCCAUUGAUCAAAGGUAAGAAUCUGAAACCGGGAACUCAUCUAGAUUUGGUAGGAUCCUUUAGUCGCGAAAUGAGGGAAUGUGACGAUGCGGCGAUAAGGAGAGGGAGAGUGUUUGUGGAUAAUGAGGCGGCGAUGGAGGAAGCGGGAGAAUUAGUGGGAGCGUUUGAAAGGGGAGUGAUGAAGAAGGAAGAGGUUGGUGGAAAAUUGGUUGAAGUGAUGAAUGGGGAGAAGACAGGGAGAAAGAGUUCAACCGACAUAACUGUCUUUAAGUCCGUAGGUUCGGGAACUGUGGAUCUUCUCGCUGCUCAGCUUCUUUACGAGACUUAUGUCUCAAAGUAACUUCCAAGUUUUUUGAGAAGUGUUCACUUGGGGUUUUGAGGUAAUAAAUGAUAAUACCCUACAAAACUUUCUGUAAGUGCAUUAAGAAUAAUCAGAGUGUUUUUGCAAGGCAGGGGUGGGUGUUCGUUUCGGAUUUUUAUUGGGUGCGAGUUAUUCGGUUCGGUAAAUUAUAAACCGAGUAAAAAUUGAUUUGGUUUGGUUUAGUUCAACGUUUAUUUAUAUCUGAUUUUAUGGAUUU
Molecule: messenger RNA, 1396 nt
Organism: Tarenaya hassleriana
Lineage: Eukaryota; Viridiplantae; Streptophyta; Magnoliopsida; Brassicales; Cleomaceae
Product: delta(1)-pyrroline-2-carboxylate reductase
Exons: 1
Coding region: 133-1158 (341 amino acids)
Cellular component (GO): cytoplasm
Source: RefSeq, a predicted model, not a curated record